Messenger RNA from Solea solea (common sole), 895 nucleotides. RefSeq names its product mediator complex subunit 4 (gene med4). Lineage: Eukaryota; Metazoa; Chordata; Actinopteri; Pleuronectiformes; Soleidae. Gene Ontology annotation, cellular component: core mediator complex; mediator complex. Gene Ontology annotation, molecular function: transcription coregulator activity. The record is from RefSeq and is a predicted model, not a curated record. Gene Ontology annotation, biological process: regulation of transcription by RNA polymerase II. The transcript is spliced from 7 exons. Bases 178 to 867 code for a protein of 229 amino acids.
GUUUUCUGUCAUGUCACGAGGUCCACAGUCCAGUAGGUGGCAGUAAAGAGCCUUCUGGGUAACAUGACGUCACUUCCUGCCUUGACGGCGAGCGCUAAGAUGGCGGUCGCAGUGGAGAAAGCCACCAAAGAUCGUCUGUUGUCGGUUCUCGGUGAUGUGGAGGUUUUAUCCCGGUAAAUGGAGCUGAUCGAGAUGUUAGCUCUGUCCAGGAACCAGAAGCUGCUGCAGCCUGGAGAAGAUGUUCAGAUCCUGGAGCUGCUGGUCCAGAGGGACAGGGAGUUCCAGCAGCUGAUGGACGUGGCUCAGCAGCAGGGGAAGGUCCACCAGGAGAUGCAGCAGCUAGAGAAGGAGGUGGAGAAAAGAGACAGUGACAUCCAGCAGCUCCAGAAGCAACUGAAGGAGGCGGAGCACAUCCUGGCCACAGCUGUUUAUCAGGCCAAAGAGAAACUCAAGUCCAUCGAUAAAGCCAGGAAAGGAAGUGUGUCGUCAGAGGAGAUCAUUAAGUACGCUCACAGGAUCAGUGCCAGUAACGCUGUGUGUGCUCCUCUCAACUGGCUCCCAGGUGACCCACGCAGACCUUACCCCACUGACCUGGAGAUGCGCAGUGGGAUUCUGGGUCACAUGGCCAACAUGCCGACCAAUGGAGUCAAUGGUCAUCUGCCCGGCGACGCUCUGACUGCAGGACGGUUGCCAGAUGUCCUGACCCCUCACUACCCCUGGCAGUCGUCUGAUGUCUCUGUUGGACUUCUGCCUCCUCACCAUGGUAACGACUUUGUCCUGGAGCCUCCGGGUCACAACAAGGAGAACGAGGACGACGUGGAGGCCAUGUCCACGGACUCGUCCAGCAGCAGCAGUGACUCAGACUGAACCUGUGUGUGUGUGUGUGUGUGUGUGU